Messenger RNA from Momordica charantia (bitter melon), 4509 nucleotides. RefSeq lists its product as uncharacterized. The record is from RefSeq and is a predicted model, not a curated record. NCBI's taxonomy places the organism in Eukaryota, Viridiplantae, Streptophyta, Magnoliopsida, Cucurbitales, Cucurbitaceae.
CGCCAUACUUGUCCAUUCACUCACCGAUCAUCUUGCUCGGCGGCGGAUUCUCCACGUUACUUCACUGUCAAGAUUCUCCCGGCCGGCGGCUUUCUUAUGUUUUCCGACCCAACAUUCCGCCCAUCGAUCGAGCGGUGAGCGGCGGACAGUGGCGGGAGAAAGAGCGUCGACGAAGUUGGAUGGAAGAGAUGAAGAUGGAGAGUUGAGGCGGAGGAGGCUAUGGAGUUUAUGGUUUUAGGUAUUGGAACGGUGCUGUUUGCCAUCGCGAAUUAUCUUUGUUACAGUUCGAUGUGGGUUUGAUCGGUCAAUGCAGAUAUUUCUAGCUGUUUGGUGCUCCAGAGCUGGGUUCUGGAGUCUUGCAAGUUAUACGGAAGCAAAUUUCUUUGGGUUUUUGCUCAACUAGCUUUAAGUGAUGGCAGGAAAUGUGAGGUUUGAGUCCUCAAAUUCAGCCAUUCAAGACGAGCUAGCGUUUGGGGGGAGCUAUGCCAAUGGACAGAGGAUGAGUCAGACAAGUUCCAGUUUGGAUAGGUCUGGAAGCUAUCGUGAUGGAGGAGAGAGCCGGAUGUUUGGUCUGGGUUCUGGUUCAUCCAGAGGAAUUGCUUCAUCUGCUGGGGAUCUGUCCACACUAUCUCAGUUUUUAUUGUUGGAUCCUAUAAAAUUGGGAGAGCAAAAAUAUCCUCGUUCAGAAGAGAUAAAAAAGGUACUUGAGAUGUCAUUUGGGACGAAUGUAGAAGACAGCUCAUUUGGAUCUGCUCGUUUGAAGCAUCCUCUAGCCAUGGAGGAGCUAAAGCGGUUCAGAGCUUGUGUUCUGGAAUCAUCUCAUAAGGCUAGGGGCAGAGCAAGAAGGAUGGAUGAAUCCUUGCACAAAUUGAACAAGUAUUGUGAGUCUUCCCUGGUCCAGAAGAAGCAGAUUCGGAAUGAGAUCUUAACUAAUGAAAGACCUGCUGGACCUAACCUAUUGAAGAAGGGAAGUCAGGUUCUUCGAAGCUCUCCAGAUGUUGUGAAUCAGAGACUCGAGGACAGGGCAAAGAACAAUGUUCUUAACAAGCGAGUUCGGACUUCAGUUGCUGAAUUAAGGGCUGAAGGCCGGACUAACAAUGUUAUGAGGCAGCCUCCACCCUUGGCUAGAGACAGAGAUUUGCUUAGGGACGGGGGCGAAGGUUCUGAUCUAGUUGAAGAAAAAAUUCGCAAACUUCCAACUGGAGAAUCAUGGGACAGAAGAAUGAAAAGGAAGCGCACUGUGGGUACAGUUUUGAACAGACCCUUGGAUGGUGAAGGAGAGCUAAAGCGUGUCAUGCUUCAUAAGCUUAAUAAUGAGGCAGGAGUGCAAUCCUCCGAUUCCCAAACUGUCAGAUCAGGUUCUUCUAGUGGUAUUAGUGGCAUAAACAAAUGUGAUGGAAGUUCCUUGCCUACCAGUUCAAAUGUGCGUAUCAUUCCGAAGCCUGAGCCUGAAAAAAAGCCCACUCUUUUUAGGGAUCCUACUGGCGGACAAGGGAAGGACCGACUACUAGUGAAAGGAAAUAAUAAAUUAAAUGUUCGCGAAGAUAGUCAUGUAGCUGGUCCAUAUUCCCUUGCAAAAGGAAAGGGUUCAAGGGCACCCAGGUCUGGCUCUACUGCAGCUGGAAGUUCAUCUCCUAAUCUUUCACGUAUGUCUGGAGCACUUGAUGGCUGGGAACAACCUUCGAGUGCAAAUAAAUUUCAAUCAGUAAAUGGGGCUAACAAUCGCAAGCGUCCCAUUCCCAGUGGAUCAUCUUCUCCUCCCAUGGCUCAAUGGGUUGUCCAGAGGCCACAGAAAAUAUCCCGUACGAGAAGAUCUAACCUAUUAUCACCUGUUUCAAAUCAUGAUGAUGUACAGCUGGGGUCUGAAGGUUGUUCUCCUUCAGAUUUAGGUGGUCGAAUGGUUUCACCUGUGACCAGUGGUUCAUUUCUUGCUAGGAACUUGUCCAUUGGUAGUCAACAAGUUAGGGUGAAACAGGAAGUUGUGUCAUCUCCUGCCAGGUUAUCCGAAAGUGAAGAAUCUGGUGCUGGUGAAAAUCACGACAGCCAAUUGAAAGAGAAAGGAUCAGGGAGCGGGGAACCAGAUGAAAGAAUGUUGGUUCCUGCUGUUCAGAAUAAUGUUCCUAACAUAUUUCAUUCAGUGAAGAACAAGGUACUUGAUAAAGAAGAAACUGGGGACUGUGCUAGAAGACAGGGAAGGAGCGGUAGAGGUUCAUCAUUUUCGAGGGUUUCUGUUUCACCAGUGAGGGAGAAACUGGAGACACCGACUUUGACUAAGCCACUUAAAAGUGCAAGACUUGGUUCUGAGAAAAAUGGAAGCAAGUCAGGACGUCCCCCACUAAAAAAGUUAUCUGAUCGAAAGGCCUUCAGCCGAGUUUCACAAACAUCAGCUGGUGGUUCUCCUGAUUGUACAGGUGAAUCGGAUGAUGACCGGGAAGAACUCUUGGAAGCUGCAAAUUAUGCUUGUAAUCCGAGCUAUGUUUGCUGUUCUAGUACAUUCUGGUGGAAAAUGGAAUUUUUGUUUGCUUCUGUCAGCCAAGAGCAUGAAUGCUUUUUGAAGCAGCAGGGUGCUUUUGUGGCAGAGGAGGACGCAUCACCUCAAGCAUUUGGUUCUGGACGGAAAAGCAAAUGCCUACUUAAUCAAAGCGAGUCACAAAAUAUGCCUAGAAUUAUUGAUCAGGUUGAUGAAGCUGAGGAUUUUGUUACUUCAAGUGGAAAAUUAGAAUCAGAAAAGAGAAAAAUAGUUCCUCCACUGUACCAAAGGGUAUUAUCAGCUUUAAUAGUUGAAGAUGAAACGGAGGAAUUUCAAGAAAGUAGAGGGGCAAAUAUGUUUUCACAGUAUGGGGGAAAUGGCUUUGCUGGUGUUAUGCAUCCUUCUGUUGAUAUGGAGCCUGGAAACUCUGUUGAGACUGCAUUUGAAUCUGAGUUGGAUCCUAAAACUCAGCAAUUUGCUGGUCGUAGAUUUUCUUGCAAUGGAAGCACUACCUUCAAUAUGGGAUCAAGGCGUGGCAGGCAGUCAUUCAAUGAUGAUGUGCUUCAAGCAGAUCAUGGAUACCAACUGUCAAACAAUGGAUACUUCCCAGAGCUUCAUGAAAAUGGUCUUGAUGGACCACUAGGCAUGCAUAUGAAAGAGUCUAAUGUCUCUGUCUUUAAUUGUCAGUAUGAGCAGAUGUCUGUAGAGGAUAGACUCAUGCUGGAGCUCCAGAGUAUUGGAUUGUACCCAGAGACAGUGCCUGACCUAGCAGAUGGGGAAGACGAUACUAUAAAUCAAGAAAUUCUUGAAUUAGAGAAGAAACUCAACCAACAGGUUGUUAAAACAAAAAUUCAGGGGAACAAAAUAAUCAAGGCAAUUGAGGAAGGCAGAAAAACAGAAGAACGGUCCCGCGAACAGCUUGCAAUGGACCGACUUGUUCAGUUGGCUUGUUUAAAGCAGUUGGCCACUCGAGGCAGUAGCGCUGCAAAAUUGGGGAUCCCAAAGGUAUCAAAACAAGUUGCUUCAGCUUUUAUGAAAAGAACUCUGGCUAGGUGUCGAAGAUUUGAAGAUACACAAAAAAGUUGCUUCACUGAACCUGCACUUCGAGACAUUUUAACUCGAUCUUCCAAUCGAAUGGAUGGAGAUGUUAUGAAUGGUUCCUUGCCUGGUGAAGCUUACCACAAUGGUCUGCAGAAUCGUAAAGGUGGAAGGGGAUUACUUCAUUCUUCUGACCAGGAUUUCAUCCGAACUGGACCUAUAGCAAAUAGAGGGAAGAAGAAAGAAGUAUUGCUUGAUGAUGUAGGAAGUGCUUGCAUGAGAGUUGUAUCAACCAUGGGAAACAAUUCAUUGGGUGGAGUCAAAGGAAAAAGAAGCGAGAGAGAAAGGGACAAAGAUAUGUCAGCUAGACUAUGUGUUACCAAAGCUGGCCGUUCAUCUGCAGGGGACUUUAGGGCUGAGCGUAAAACGAAAACAAAACCCAAGCAGAAGACAGGUCAGCUAACUCCUGCAGGAAAUAGAUUUGUUGGCAAGUUGACGGAUGUAAAUUAUUCUGACAACCCUGCAACUAGGGUUUCCAGUGAAGUUGCUAAUGGUAGCACAAAAAAGGAAUUUACCGUAGUAUUGCCCCUUAAUAAUGCUACUGAAGACUCGUCAAAGGAAAUUAGUGAAUGUACAGAUUUCACAAAUCUUCAGUUACAUGAUUUAGAUUCAAUAGAGUUAGGUGUGGCCAAUGAACUUGGUGGCCAUCAAGAUCUCGAUUCUUGGUUGAACAUUGAUGAGGAUGGAUUACAAGACCAUGAUGCAGUGGGCCUUGACAUACCCAUGGACGACCUCUCUGAGUUGAAUAUGCUUUUAUAGUGAUUGUAUAGUGUACUUUUUUCCUUUUUCCUUUUUUUUUUUCAUUUAUUGGGGUUUUAGAAUUUAUACUUUAGUCAGGGGGAAAGCUGCAUGUACAAGUUAAGCUUCUGACAGAUUGGCAAUCGGUAUCAUUGUCAUUUAAUUCUUACACUUCUGUGGUGGGUGGGUUUGGGGGAGUGGAA